This is a messenger RNA of Triplophysa dalaica, 1597 nucleotides long. It is a transcript of the gene calb2a, whose product is annotated as calbindin 2a. The transcript has 12 exons. Lineage: Eukaryota; Metazoa; Chordata; Actinopteri; Cypriniformes; Nemacheilidae. The record is from RefSeq and is a predicted model, not a curated record. Gene Ontology annotation, cellular component: synapse; nucleus; cytosol. Gene Ontology annotation, biological process: regulation of presynaptic cytosolic calcium ion concentration; regulation of long-term synaptic potentiation. Bases 331 to 1137 code for a protein of 268 amino acids. Gene Ontology annotation, molecular function: calcium ion binding.
CCGAAACACUCCGCCUCGUGGCAGCACUGUCUAGACGGAGUAAAUGUAUGGAUUAAUAACCUCCCCAACCGCUUCCAACCCUUUUUACCUCCGCUGUGUAACAAGGAGUUUAGCAAACCAUCUUCAGAAGUUCUCCAGCAUGUGCUUGGACUAUGAUGAACACUGCUGGAACUACUGCGCCACCCCAUGACCACCGAAGGAUUGCAUGCACGCGGCGUAUUUAAACCCCCUUGCAAGGCACUGGGGGAGUUACAGUGUGAAUUGGACUCUGACUGAGUAAAAGUUCGCCGGGGAUUGUGCUUGUGGAUACUAAGACAUACACACUUAAAAAUGGCAAACAAAGGACAGGCUCCGCACCUUAACUUGGCAGAGCUGACCGCAUCUCAGUUCCUGGACAUCUGGAAACAUUUUGAUGCAGACGGAAAUGGCUACAUUGAGGGUAAUGAGCUUGAGAGUUUCUUUAAGGAGCUGGAGGUUGCACGGAAAGGAGCAGGUGCGGACCCCUCACUCUUUAAAGACAGGAUGACAGAGUUCAUGCAGAAAUUCGACCAGAACCACGAUGGGAGAAUUGAGAUGGCAGAGCUGGCUCAGAUCUUGCCCACAGAAGAGAACUUUCUCCUCUGCUUCAGACAGUUUGUGGGAUCCAGCACUGAGUUCAUGGCAGCCUGGAGGAAAUACGAUACAGACCGCAGUGGCUUUAUCGAGGCUAAUGAACUGAAGGGCUUCCUUUCUGACCUCCUUAAAAAGGCAAACAGACACUAUGAUGAACAGAAAUUGCAGGAAUACACACAAACAACACUCAGGAUGUUUGAUCUGAAUGGUGAUGGAAAACUGGGUCUGUCUGAAAUGGCAAGACUCCUGCCUGUUCAGGAAAACUUCUUGUUGAAGUUCCAGGGUAUCAGACUGACUGCUGAGCAGUUUAAUACCAUCUUUAUUUUCUAUGACAAGGAUGGAAAUGGCUAUAUUGAUGAGCAGGAGCUGGAUGCUCUCCUGAAGGAUCUUUAUGAAAAGAACAAUAAGGACGUGGACUCUAAGAGUCUGACAGGUUAUAAGCAGAGUAUCAUGGCACUGUCGGACGGGGGGAAACUGUACCGCUCAGAGCUGGAGAUUGUUCUGUGCCGGGAACCCAUGCAGUGAAUCAAGGCUUCCUGACCUCCAUUUCAGCUCAGUUCCAGCCGCCUGACUACUGUUACCUUGUGCAUGUGCCGGGCACCCCUUCCCCUUCUCUUUAAAUGAGUUCUGAAAGAGUGUGCGCACAAAAGCACAAAAAUCUCUCCUUUCCUUUUCCACAACCCGUCGCCACUGCUUUCCUGUGCCUACGAACUAACCCAGCUAUAUGACGCCCUCUGCUCAAUUUUAAACCUAUAUAUUUAAAGAAGAGUCUUUCUGAAAGAGUUGCAGACUAAUGGUUAUAUAUUUGAAGUGCUUGGCUUCAAAUUCUUGUGGUUUUCUCCUUUCAAUUUUGUUUCUCUUUCUGUUUUUCAAUAUCAUUAUCAUUUUCUUAAUUCCUGCCAAGUUCUGUUGGGGUUUGUGGUGUUUUUUGGCUGAUACUGUUUAAAGAUGUAAUGAGAGCAUUAAUAAAAGAUAUGGGAUAUUA